AUAGUUUGGGGGCACCUUUCAAUCGCAUACCUCUGGAAUGGUGGGGAUUACACAGCCGAGACCCGGAGAGCAUGUAAACGCAAAUGGAGUUUGGGAUUUAUUGCAAAAUAAGGGAAAGAUGACCGUCUUCUCGUUGUGCUUGCUCCUGUGCGCAGAUCUACUGGAUUUAGCCGUCGGAUAUUUGACUGUUACCAUAGAGCCCCUGCCUCCCGUUGUUGUGGGCGAGACUGUUACUCUCAAGUGUAACUUCAAAACUGACGGAAGGCUUCGAGAGAUUGUUUGGUACAGGGUCACAGAUGGAGGGACCAUCAAGCAGAAAAUCUUCACCUACGAUGCUAUGUUUAAUACCAAUUACUCUCAUAUGGAGGACUACCGCCGGCGUGAAGACCUCGUGUACCAAUCAACCGUCCGGCUCCCGGAGGUACGGAUCUCAGACAACGGGCCUUACGAAUGCCAUGUGGGCAUCUACGACCGGGCAACAAGGGAGAAGGUUGUCCUGGCUUCAGGGAAUGUUUUUCUCACUGUUAUGUCGCCUCCGAACAACAUAUCAGUGGUGGCAGAGAACACUCCAGCCCCAUUCAGUCGAUACCAAGCCCAAAACUUCACUCUCGUCUGCACUGCAAAAGGAGGGAAACCAGCCCCAUCGGUGUAUUUCAAGCGUGAUGGUGAGCUGAUAGAGGUGAUCUCCUACACUCAAACCUCCAGCGAGCAGGGUGGCGGCUCAGCGGGGGUAAGAGGAGCCAGGCCGCUCAUCAGCAGGGACCUGGAUGACACUAAACUGCAGCGUUCCCUCUCCCUUCUGGACCCCGAAGGGCGGGUGCCGCCGCCCCGUCCGUACACAGAGAGCACCCAGCGUCUCCACACUCAAGGCCAGCAGGCUAACGAACCCAGCCCUGCCACAGAGGUCAUCCCAGAGACAGUGGUGAGCCGGGAAUUCCCCCGCUGGGUGCACAGCACAGACCCUCUCUACUACUUCAGCCACACUAACAUCCCACAGAGUGACGGCUCUGUGGUGGUGCAGGCCCGACUCACCUGGACCCUCAACCCUCAGCUGGAUAACGAUGCCCUGUUCAGUUGCGAAGUCAAGCACCCAGCACUGUCCAUGCCCAUGCAGACAGAGGUCACUCUAGCUGCUCCUAAGGGUCCUAAACUCUCUAUGACCCCCACUAGAGCAAAGGUAGGGGACACGGUGCGCAUCACUGUGCAAGGAUUCCAGAAUGAGGUGUUCCCCGAGCCCCUGUUCACCUGGACCCGAGUAGGCGGCCGCCUGCUGGAUGGCAGCGCCGAGCGAGAUGGGAAGGAGCUGAUUCUGGAGAGAGUGCCAGCCGAGCUCAACGGCUCCAUGUAUCGCUGCACGGCCCAGAAUCCUUUGGGCUCCACGGAUACGCACACUCGCCUCAUAGUCUUUGAAAAUCCAAGCAUGAUGAAAAACACACAGAAUCAGAACAAUGGAGCCUCCCGCGUGGACGUGCUCGGACUAACGUGGAUGGCACUUGUCCUCACAGUGACAGUGGAACUGACGUGAAACCUCUCAUGCAAGACACACACACACACACACACUUGCCCUUCUUAGACAAACUUCCACACAUGCACACAGAAACACACACACACACACACAUUUUCCACAAACCCUGCAAGCCUUUUCCAGUCAUCAACAGGCCCUCCAUGCGUC
Molecule: messenger RNA, 1672 nt
Organism: Perca flavescens (yellow perch)
Lineage: Eukaryota; Metazoa; Chordata; Actinopteri; Perciformes; Percidae
Gene: igsf21a
Product: immunoglobin superfamily, member 21a
Exons: 10
Coding region: 38-1525 (495 amino acids)
Biological process (GO): homophilic cell-cell adhesion; heterophilic cell-cell adhesion
Cellular component (GO): adherens junction
Source: RefSeq, a predicted model, not a curated record